This is a messenger RNA of Chaetomium fimeti, 1792 nucleotides long. RefSeq names its product pyridoxal phosphate-dependent transferase. Gene Ontology annotation, cellular component: cytoplasm. The coding region runs from base 249 to 1736 and encodes 495 amino acids. The record is from RefSeq and is a predicted model, not a curated record. The transcript has 3 exons. Lineage: Eukaryota; Fungi; Ascomycota; Sordariomycetes; Sordariales; Chaetomiaceae. Gene Ontology annotation, biological process: NAD+ biosynthetic process. Gene Ontology annotation, molecular function: pyridoxal phosphate binding; kynureninase activity.
UCUGAGUUGCUGAGCCGCAGCCAAAGCUUACCUAACCACCGACCUCACUUGUUGGUCAAUCUUGAAACUUGACUAAAGUGGCAGUCAGAUCGGAACUGAACACCACUACACAGUACGGAGUAGUUAGGACCCUUACCCCUCGAGUGAUGGUAAUUCUCCGGUCUUGUUAUUUUUCUUAAUUUUCUCAUUUACCCCGCGGUCAACUUGCAGCACAAAUAACCCUCGCAACAACCUUCAACAAAUUUAAAAUGAGCUCCCAAAAUAAUAUCUCUUCCGCUAUUGCGGACGCCCAGGAGAGAGCUCGGGCGUUGGACCGGGAUGACCCGCUUGCAUUUACACGCAACGAGUUCAAUAUCCCGACCAAAUCCCAGAUCGCGAGCACCCGCUUGCCCGACUCAGCUACCACCAAAGCUGGGUCCGGGUCUGACGAUGGCGCCGCUGAUAAGUGCGUCUACCUCUGCGGGAACUCCUUGGGGGUUCAACCCAAGCGGACCCAAACCCGCAUCAACCAAUAUCUAUCCACUUGGGCUACCCAGGGAGUUCAGGGGCACUUCAAGCCCCUCGAGGAGUCACCGCUGCCUACCUGGCUCGACGCAGAUGAGAAAGCCGCCCAGCUUAUCGCCCCGAUCGUCGGUGCCUCUGAGGCCGAGGUGGCUGUCAUGCAAACACUGACGGCCAACCUCCACCUGCUCAUGUCUGCAUUUUACAAGCCGGACAUCAACGGGAAACACAAGAUCAUGCUCGAGAGCAAGGCGUUUCCUAGUGACCACUUCGCCGUCGAAACCCAACUCCGCCACCACAACCUCGACCCGGCCACCUCCAUGAUCACGCUCACCUCACCCUCCUCCCCCGAAGACAACGUCCUCACCACAGCGGAAAUCCUCGCCGCCAUCACCGAGCACGCAUCCUCCACCGCCCUACUCCUGCUCCCCGGGAUCCAGUACUACACGGGCCAGCUCCUCGACAUCCCCACCAUCACCGCGCACGCACACUCCCACGGCGUGUUCGUCAUCUGGGACCUCGCGCACGCCGUCGGCAACGCGCCGCUGGCCCUGCACGACUGGGGCGUCGACGCCGCCGCCUGGUGCAGCUACAAGUACCUCAACGCCGGGCCGGGCUGCAUCGGCGGCCUGUUUGUGCACGAGCGCAACAGCGCCGUGCCGCCCCCCGUCGAAGAGGUGGCAGAGGGGGAGGGGGAGGGGGAGGGAGAGGGAGAGGACUAUGCCAACCGCCUCGCUGGCUGGUGGGGCAACGACAAGCGCACCCGCUUCGCCAUGGUCAACCGCUUUCGGCCCGUGCCGGGUGCCGCGGGGUUUCAGCUGAGUAACCCGAGUAUUCUGGAUAUCACCAGCCUGUCGGCGUCGCUCGAGGUGUUUGCCGAGGCGGGCGGGGUCGGCGCGCUCAGGGCCAAGUCGCUGCGGUUGACGGCGUUUCUGGAGGGGCUGCUCGUCGGCGAGGGCGCGCUGGUGGGCAGGGAGGAGAGGGCCCUGUUUCGGGUGAUUACGCCGCGCGAUCCGGCGCAGAGGGGCGCGCAGCUGAGUCUGAAGCUAAGUGGGGGGUUGUUGGAGCCGGUGAUGAGGGAGUUGGAGAAGCGGGCUGUGAUUGUGGAUGAGCGGAAGCCGGAUGUGAUUCGGGUGGCGCCCGCGCCGUUGUAUAAUACCUUUGAGGAUUGUGUGCUGUUUGUGGUGGCUUUUGCUGAGGCGCUGGCGGUGGCGAGGAAGGAGGUGGCUGUAUGAGAUGAUAGAGGAAUAAAGCUUUUUUCGCGGGUGAUCGGGCGUAGAUAUUGUUGUGG